CAAACAGCUAUAAUAGAACAAGCUGAGGAAGCCCCGAAACAAUUAGCAGAGAAAUCAAAAGAUAUUCGAGAAAAGAAAGAAACAAAGCGAUGGGGCAAAGCAUUACACGUCCCAAAGCAGGCAGAGAAGUUGGAAGGAGUAAGACACAGUGUAGAUAUGAAGUUGCAAGAGACAGCCAGGGACAUUCCUACCCCAAGCAUCCUACCCCAAGCAUUCCUACCCCAAGCAUUCCUACCCCAAGCAUUCCUACCCCAAGCAUUCCUACCCCAGACACCCCUACCCCAGACACCCCGACCCCAGACACUCCGACCCCAGACACCCCGACCCCAGACACCCCGACCCAGGACAUUCCUGGAGGUGAACUGACUCAAAAGCCAACAACAACUUCAGAAACCAAGGAGGAGCCAGAAUCCCAAAAUAAAGACCUGAUACAAACAACUAUAGCAGAACAAAUUGAGGAACCCCCGAAACAAUUAGCAGAGAAAUCAAAAGAUAUCCGAGAAAAGAAAGAAACAAAGCGAUGGGGUAAAGCAUUACAACUCCCAAAAAAGGCAGAGAAAACUGAAGGAGUAAGACAUGGUGUAGAUGCAAAGUUGCAAGAGACAGCCAGGGACAUACCUACCCCAAGCAUUCCUACCCCAAGCAUUCCUACCCCAAGCAUUCCUACCCCAGACACCCCUACCCAAGACAUUCCUGGAGGUGAACUGACUCAAAAGCCAACAACAACUUCAGAAACCAAGGAGGAGCCAGAAUCCCAAGAUAAAGACUUGAUACAAACAGCUAUAGCAGAACAAAUUGAGGAAGCCCCGAAACAAUUAGCAGAGAAAUCAAAAGAUAUCCGAGAAAAGAAAGAAACGAAACGAUGGACUAAAGCAUUACAACUCCCAAAGCAGGCAGAGAAAACUGAAGGAGUGAUUCAUGGUUUAAAUAUGAAGUUGCAAGAGAUUGCCAGGGAGAAGGAUGGUAUGAUAGAUAUAGAGACUAUCAAACAUAUUUUUGAAGAAUUAGAGCCAUCAUAUAAAGACACUGCAGCAGGACCAGUGACUGGAGGCCGCCAUGCAGACAAGCCUGCCAAAAUAAAAAAGUCCACAUUGCCUCCUGAUACAGCUGAGCAAGCAUAUACUACAAAAGAAAAAAGGAGAGCCUCAAGAGUUGAAGAAACUGCUCUCCGUGAAUUUCAAGAAGCCACUCUUGCUUGUUUAGAGGACAAGCUAGAAAAGUUAAAGAAAGGUCCUCCAGUCAGUGGAAAAGCAUCAGUUCAAUUUCAACCCACAGAUCAACAAGCUCAACAAUUCUUUAAGGCAAUACAGGACAAAGUGGAAGAAUGCUUCUUGAUAAAGCAGAAGUCCCUUACUCAUCUGGAGGAAGAUAAACAGUUUUCGCAAAGCAUGGAAAAGUUGGAAGAUAAAAGUGGAGAAGAAAUAACCAAAAUUCCUUCAUCUACUCAUGUCACCCCUACUCAGGACAUAUCUACCCAAGACACAUCUCCACAGGACAUACCCACUCAGGUCCUGCCUCCACCUCCACAGGACAUACCCACUCAGGUCCCGCCUCCACCUCCACAGGACAUACCCAUUCAGGUCCUGCCUCCACCUCAACAGGACAAACCCACUCAGAUCCUGCCUCCACCUCCACAGGACAUACCCACUCAGAUCCUGCCUCCACCUCCACAGGACAUACCCACUCAGGUCCUGCCUCCACCUCCACAGGACAUACCCACUCAGGUCCUACCUCCACCUCAACAGGACAAACCCCCCUUGGCCCCACUUCCCCAGGAAAUACCCACCCUGGCCACACCUCCCAAGGAUAUAUCCACUCUGAUCCCAUCACCAUCUCCCCAGGAUAUACACCCCCUGGUUAUACCUCUCCAGGACAUACCUCCCCUGGUUCCAUCCCCAUUUCCCCAGGACAUACUCCCCCAGGUCCCACCUCCCCAGGAGAUGCCCACUUUGUUCCCACCUCCCCAGGAUAUACCCACCAUCAUCCUGUCCUCACCUCUCCAGGAUAUACCCACUCUGGUUCCACCUCCACUUCCACCUCCACCUCCACAAGACAUACCCCUCCUGAUCCCACCUCCCACCUCCCACCUCCCACCACCUCAGGAGAUACCCACCCUGUUUCCACCUCCCCUGGAGAUACCCCCGCUGCCUGGUCCCGCCUCCCCUGGAGAGAUCGAUCCUGGCCCUCCCUCCCCAGGAUAUACCACCCCUGGUCCCACGUCCCUUGGAGAUACCCCCCCAGAUCAUACCCACCCUGGUCCCAUCUCCACCUCCUCAGGACAUACUUCCUCUGGUCCCACCUCCCCAGGAGAUACCCACCCUGGUCUCACUUCCCCAGGACAUAUCCCCCCUGGUCCUACCUCCACCUCCACAGGAGAUACCCAGCCUGGUCCCACCUCCCCAGAUCAUACCCCCCAUGGUUUUGCCUCCACCUCCUCAGGAGAUACCCACCCUGGUCCCACCUCCCCAGAAGAUACCCAGCUUGGUCCCACCUCCUCUGGAGAGAUCUACCCUGGCCAGCCUCCACCUCCGCAGGAGAUACCCACCCUGAUCCCGUCUCCCCAGGUCAUACCCAGCUUGGUCCCACCUCCUCAGGAGAUACCCAGCUUGGUCCCACCUCCUCUGGAGAGAUCUACCCUGGCCCAGCCUCCACCUCCGCAGGAGAUACCCACCCUGAUCCCAUCUCCCCAGGUCAUACCCACCUUGGUCCCACCUCCUCAGGAGAUACCCAGCUUGGUCCCACCUCCUCUGGAGAGAUCUACCCUGGCCCAGCCUCCACCUCCGCAGGAGAUACCCACCCUGAUCCCGUCUCCCCAGGUCAUACCCACCCUGGUCCCACCUCCUCAGGAGAUACCCAGCUUGGUCCCACUUCCCCUGGAGAGAUCUACCCUGGCCCAGCCUCCACCUCCACAGGAGAUAUCCACCCUGAUCCCGUCUCCCCAGGUCAUAACCACCCUGGUCCCACCUCCCCCAGGCAUACCCAUCCUGGUCCCGCCUCCUCUGGAGAGAUCUACCCUGGCCCAGCCUCCACCUCCGCAGGAGAUACCCACCCUGAUCCCGUCUCCCCAGGUCAUACCCACCCUAGUCCCACCUCCCCCAGGCAUACCCAUCCUGGUCCCCCCUCCUGAGGACAUACCUAUCUUGGUCCUGCCUCCCCAGAAGGUACCCAUUCUGGUCCCACCUCCCCAGGACAAAGAAUUGUUCUUUCCACCGGAUGUCCGCCUACCUAAAUGGCAAGAGAAGAAAGAAGACCUGGCCAAGGCUUUACCUCUCACAAAAGAGGAGCAAUCUCUGGAACGUGUGCCUGAUGAAGGUGAUGAGCAGGUCAAGGAACUGAAGCAGGAAGCUGAAGAACAAGACAAGAAGAAAAUAAUUAUACCAAUUUCUGAGGAGCGACCAAAGACUGUCGACAAAGGAAAAGAGCUAUCCCCAAAAGUGAGCCAUUUGGAACCAAAGAGCUUACAGGAGUUAAAUAUUAAGAGGGAGCUUUGGUACCAGCAACUUCAAAAGGAGCUACUGACAGAGAAGGAACGAAUGCAAGAAGAGCAGUUACGGAUACGGGGGGAAUGUCAGCAAAUAGAAAAGGCCAAAGAGAAUCUGGUACAAUGGCAGGGGUUGUUUCAGAAACAGCAGGAGGAGUGGAAGCAGAAGCAGGAGCAACACAAGGAGCAGGAGCAUCUCUGGCAGAUGCAGCUUGAGCACUGGCGGCGCCUGCAGCAGCAGAACGAUCAUUAUCAGCAGUACUGGGCUGAGCAACGAGAGAAGCAGAAGGAGCAGCAGUGCAGGUUGCAGGAGGAGGUCAGACAGCUGCAACAACAGUACAAGCAGCAUGUGAUACUCCAAGGGGAGCAGGCCAAAGAACAGUGGUUCUGGAACCAGUUGAAGGAAGAGCACAGAAAGCAGCAGGAGAUCUGGAAAGAGGAGGAUAAAGAGUAUGAGAUUAAGAGAAGGCAGUGGCAGCAACAACAGGCAAAGCACGAGGGACAGAUGGAAACCCUGAGGCAAGCCCAUCUGCAGCAAGAAGAACAGUAUAAACAGUGGCAAAAAGAGCAGCAGAAGAAGCAACAAGAGCUCGAACACACGUGGGAGAAGCGCUGGCAGCAGCAACUGCAAAGCUGGCAGCAGGAGAUGCAAAAACAACAAGAUCAAGAGAGCAGAGAUCAGGAGCAGAAGAGCAAGGUGCUGGAGAAGCAGAGACCGAUACCGAAGGAACAUAAGCCCUUGAGUCCCAAAUUGAAAGUAGUGGAAAGCUCUGUUUUGGAUAUAUUUGUUAAGCCAUGUAAAAUGCCACCCGUUACUAAGGAGAAAAUAAUUUCUACCACUCCUCAGACCACUCCCUCUUCUAGUAUUGCAUUAAAGGAAGACUACUCUGAAUUAGAAACUACAUGGUUCCCUAAAAUGUUCACCAAAAUAGAAGAGCUUCCUACAUACGGCAUCACAGAGAAGCGCUACUGGAUAAAUGUGGAAGCACAGAGGAAAAACCUGAAGCUGUUGCGGGAAGCUUUUCAGAGGGCUGGUAUUUCACCAGAUCUAUACAAUGAUACUAAAGAAACUAUCAAGCAAGCAUUACACAGCAACGUGGAGAGGCUAGCUUUGCUCUUUCGCAAAUACAAGUCUUUCUACAAUCUCCACGAAGUCAGACAUAGCUUAAUUCUUCAGUUAGACGCUGCCAGAGAAGCAAAUGAUGGUGCCAAAAUGCAGAAUUUGUACAAGAUGGUGGACAAGGUGGAUGCUUAUCAGAAAAAGCUUCUGGACAACUGGAAAGUUAAGCAGAAUGUUGUAGAGAAGCAGCGCCAGCACUGCCUUACAAAAAUGGUUGAUCUGUUUGCCCAGCUCCAUUCGAGUGCCCAACUCCAUCUCAACAAUCCAUGCCUAUUGAUAGUUAAAGCAGAAGAUAUCACAAAGAAGGAGACCUUCCACAUGCCUCACAUUAGACCAGACUUCUUGAAGACUAAGGUUUACAAAAGCCCCCUGAUUAGGGUGAAGAAAUCCCAAGAUUUCACAGUAACAGCUAUGGUCAGAAGAAAGCCAAGCAGCGAGCAAAUAGAAUCACUGUGGAAGACCGAUAUCACAGAACUGAGUUUUCCCCUUGGACCCAAAGCACCUGUGUCUUUUCUGUGGUCUGAGACCUCUGGCUUUCCAGAUAUUCCUAGAUUUUUGGAAUUAGACAUUUCCUCUGUGAGGGGGAAGCCCCUUCGAUAUAUGGAGACUCGGAUUCAGAAUAUUCCCAGAUGGAAAAUAUCUGGAUAUAAUUUUAAGCAUUUGUAAAUUAGACAAUAAUCACAAUUUGUUUCAAUAUGUUAAAACAAUAUGUUAUAUAAGGGGUUGAAUAACAAUAUACAGUAUUUAUUGUAGACCUGAUCCAUUUAUAUUUUUCUGAUAUUUUUUAUUAAUUUAUUUAACUGAUACUUUUAUUAGUUUGUUUAGCUGAUACUUUACUCUUCAACAGAGAGUCCAAGAUACUUUAAAAAUAGUUUAUAUGAAUCAGCUUCAUAUUAUAAAACAACCAAUAAAUAAAAACCAUUAUAAAACA
Messenger RNA from Pantherophis guttatus, 5532 nucleotides. The record is from RefSeq and is a predicted model, not a curated record. NCBI's taxonomy places the organism in Eukaryota, Metazoa, Chordata, Lepidosauria, Squamata, Colubridae.